This is a messenger RNA of Melampsora larici-populina 98AG31, 1089 nucleotides long. RefSeq lists its product as uncharacterized. The record is from RefSeq and is a predicted model, not a curated record. Gene Ontology annotation, cellular component: THO complex part of transcription export complex. Gene Ontology annotation, biological process: mRNA processing. Lineage: Eukaryota; Fungi; Basidiomycota; Pucciniomycetes; Pucciniales; Melampsoraceae. The transcript has 3 exons. The coding region runs from base 1 to 1089 and encodes 362 amino acids.
AUGGCUGUAGCUCAUGAUGAACAAAUGAUGGACCUCAUUCGUGCUCGAUUGGCCAAUUCGGAAAGACCUCUAAGUCGCUUACUACGCGCGUUUUAUCGACUGGCAACUCUUUCACCUCAAGUUCAUGAUGAAACUCAAACAGAUAACUCAAAAGGAAAAUCACAAGAUUACUCUGAUCAACUUUACAUGCAACAUGCUAGUUUUCUCGUCGAGCUCAAUUCACUCACUAGAUUAUUGUCUGAAUCUAGAGGUAUUAGAAUGUUACAGAUGACAGCUCUUGAACUUGAAGGAUUAGAAAAAGAAAAAGUACGAUUGGAAUCUGAAGCUUUAGAAGAGACUAGUAGGAUAUCUCAAUUAGAAUUAGAACUUGAAGACGCUAGACGUGAAAGAAAGAACAAAAUUCAGUAUGAAGAAAUCGGGAAGGAAGUUAGGAGAUAUGGUGAUCGAUUUACAAGUGCAGGUCGAAUCAGUGGUCUUGCAAAAGAGAUUACCAACUUACUCGACGACCAACGUCUUUAUACCGAACGAUGGAAAUCAAGAAGAGAUCAGUUUGAUACUGUUGUAUCGAAUCUGGAAGUCCUUCAGGAAAGUAUAAAGGAGGAGAAAGCUGAUGCUGAUCGUAAGAAGGCUCUGAAUGAUGACGACGCAGAUGAUGAUGAGGGUCGAGCAGCAGAAGAAGAGGAGGGAGAUCAAAGUGGGAUUGCCGAGAUGAGCAAACAAGCCGUUGACGCUGAUAUGUCUAUCGAUCUCAAUGCUGCUCCUUCUGCGCUCAACGAUUCUGAACACGAAUCAAGGCCAAGUACACUGAACCCAACGGCCUCUGUCUUCUUACCAGAGGGUUCGACUCAAGGCUCUGCUGUUUCGACACCGGACAAUCGUUCAAGACUUGGUGCACGUGCUACUAAUGAUACCCCGCAGCCUAUUGAACGACCUUCUUCAAGAUCAGAACAGAAUGUAAUGGAGAUCGAUGUACCAGAAGUGCGAGUCGAAUCCACUCCUACCCGACGUGAUCUUGAUGAUGAUGCAACAAUGGAAGAUGGGGAAGAAAGGGAAGAGGUAGAAGAAGGACAAGAGAUGGAAAGUGAUUGA